AUGGUCGCAAAGAUUAAAAAGCGAUGGGUGGUCGAGGAGACGUUCAUGAAGAUCUCUAUGUGGCCGUUUGCUCUGGUGACUGUCGCACUGCCUGCGAUAUCUCUGGCUGUUUGUUUCAUUACGGCGUAUUUAUUUCGAUUUGAUGAAGUCAAUGAGACAAUGUGUAAUGUGAGAAACUUUGUUCCUUCAAUAAGUGCAGUAACGGGAAUCACACCCCAGGCAUAUCUCUGGCGGACGUGCAUCGCUCUACACUCAGCGCCACGAUUUGCUCUAAGUUUAAUCCAUUAUAAUUAUUACGUCAGCAGGAUACUGUACGUCCAGCCUCAUAGACAGUCCAUAUACAAGUUCCUUAUCAAAACUAACUUCUGGAUAAACUUCAUCGAGAACUCAUGUUUAGUCCUGGUGGCGUAUAUCACCAAUCGGGAGAAUUAUCCCGUACAUGAGAAGAUUUUUAUCGUAUUUAUGGUGACCUCUGUGUGUUAUAUGUUACUUAACACCAUUCUCUUUAAUUGGAGCAGAAAUGGUGUCUUCACAGAAACCGAGAAAGUGUCUUACUGGUGGAAGAAAGCCAUGUUUGUUUCCAUAUCCAUCGCCACGGCCGGCCUUCUCUUCUUUUUUUAUCUACAUCGGAUUCACUGUGUUGUUGGAGCCUUCAGCAUGUUCUCCGUCUGUGAGUACGUGAUCGGCUACACCAACAUGGCCUACAACUUCACAGCCUACCUGGAUUUCAAGCACCAUUCGUUUCUGUUUGCCGCACAGGCCGGGGAAAGCCACAUCACCAACGGGGUUCUGGUUACAAAUAACAACAUAAAGAAGACCAAACAUCACUGA
Messenger RNA from Candidula unifasciata, 831 nucleotides. The record is from the annotation of a GenBank genome assembly. Lineage: Eukaryota; Metazoa; Mollusca; Gastropoda; Stylommatophora; Geomitridae.